GGCUUGACUUCCUUCCACAGUUCAGUUGGAUUUCUUCCUCAACCUGUAGCAAAAAUCCUUGUAUUUGGAAAAGGAAAACCCUAAACCCUCUUCCUUCUGAUUCAUAUUCAGAUGAGGCUCUCUCUGUGUCUAAAAAUGAAGCUCUAUCCAAGCCUCCUGAUUUCUCUCUUGCCAAAACGCUUUAUAAAGACAGCACCUUCUCCUCCCACAACUCCACUACCCACCAGAAGUAAUACCACCUCAUCUUCUCCAUCAUCGUUUACACUUCAAUUUCUUGUUAACUCAUGUGGGCUUCCUUUAGAAACUGCUCUUCCUGCAUCCAAGAAGUUCCAUCUCAACGAGAAGAACAUCCACAAGACUCAAUCUUUGCUCCAUUUCUUGAAAUCUCACCACUUUGUGGACACCCAUAUCGCCGAUCUGAUAAAAAAGAUGCCCGCUUUCCUUGGUUGUAAAGUAGAAAACAAUCUAAAGCCCAAGUUCGAGUUCCUCGCCGCAAAUGGCGUUGCUGGUAACCUCCUUCCCCAACUUAUCCUAUCAAAUCCUGAUAUUUUGUGGACGUCCUUGGAUUCUACUAUCAAACCAUCUUUUAAGUUUUUGAAGUCUUUUCUUGGUACCAAUGUGAAAAUUACAGCGGCUCUUAAGCGUUGUUCAUGGUUGUUGAGAGUUAAUCGGAACAGAACUAUGCAAACAAAUAUUGAUUUGUUGAUUAAAGAAGGAUUGCCUCUUGACCGGCUUGCAAAACUCAUUAUCUCGAAUCCAAGAUCUCUGCUAUCUAAGCAUGAUAAGAUAGUUUAUGCAGUGAAUUCUGUUAAGAAUCUGGGCCUUGAAACAAACGAUACUAUGUUCAUAUAUGCUCUUGGGGUGAAGAUGAAAAUGACUGACACGACUUGGAAGAAGAAAAUUGAGGUGAUGAAGAGUUUGGGUUGGAGUGAAGAGGAGAUUUUCGGCACUUUCAAGCGAUGCCCUCAAAUAUUGCAAUACUCGGAGAAGAAAAUCAGGAUUACCGUGGAUUUUUUUAUCAAUUCCGUUGAUUUGGGACCAGAAAUUCUACUGGUCUAUCCUUCUUUGUUUUGCCUCUCAGUUGAUAACAGGAUUCGUCCAUGGUAUAAUGUUAUUAAUGUUUUGAAGUCAAAGAACCUGAUUAAAAGAGAAAAGAAGUUUCCUUCUUUGCUACUGAUGAGUGAGAAGAAAUUCUUGGAGAAUUAUGUUGAUAAGUAUGUGGAUGAUGUCCCUGGUUUAUGGGAGGUGUAUACGGGCACUGCCAACACAAAGAAGAAAGGCACUUGAUGACAGAGAUGCUGGUUGAUGAUGGUAGCAAGAUGGGAAAAUUGAACUUUACGUUGUGCGAAAAAGGUUGGAAACUGGAGUGCAGUGUGAACCAUUGAUUAAACAAGGAAUUGUGUAGGGAUGUACUCUUAUGCGAGCUAUGAUUCUGGUUUGCCAAACAGUUAAGGAAUGCUCAGGGAAAUGUCGAGGAUACUUAACCCUAUUUGGGAAGGGUUAGGGUACAGAUAGGUAGAUUUGGACGGUCAAUGAUUUGGGGAAACUUCAGUGCAACACUACUUACUGGCUGUUUGAUGAUCAGGUAAAAAUGAUAAGAGCAUUUCUCUGAAGGUGGUGAUGAAAAUGAAGAGAGCGGUUUCUUUGAAGCAGUAUCAAUGGUCAUUUAUGGCUUUGGUUCCAUCAAAGGAGAAGAUCAGAUAUUAAGAAUUGCCAUUGCCAGUUGGCUCCAUGCUCUGGGAUACAAAUAUUUGCUGAUGCAUUGCCAAACUCGAAAGGAUGGUCUCAAAGCAACAGUGUUUCUACAAGGGAGAGGUUGAUUUUAGACUUACAGUGAAUAAAAGCCUCGGUUUCAAUUUCUGUGAGGUGCUCAAAUCAUUAUAUUUAUGCUUUAGUGAAGGUUCCUUCAGUCCAUGUUGGGUUACAAGCUUUGGAGGCUAGGAAAUAUUCAUGUUUUUUUGCGCUCGUCCUGUGCUCUGGGGUAAGUUGUUCCACUUUCCGAGUGCCUUAAUGUAAAUGUCUACCAUUUCUUUCUGUUGGGUUAAUGUAAAUGUCUACCAUUUCUUUC
Molecule: messenger RNA, 2068 nt
Organism: Populus nigra (black poplar)
Lineage: Eukaryota; Viridiplantae; Streptophyta; Magnoliopsida; Malpighiales; Salicaceae
Product: transcription termination factor MTERF9, chloroplastic-like
Exons: 2
Coding region: 112-1287 (391 amino acids)
Biological process (GO): chloroplast organization; regulation of DNA-templated transcription
Cellular component (GO): chloroplast
Molecular function (GO): double-stranded DNA binding
Source: RefSeq, a predicted model, not a curated record